AUGCUUAUUGAAGUUAAACACCUGGACUCCACAAUACUCUCCUUAAAAGCCGAUGAGGAAUUUACUGUAGAGAACUUGAAACAUGUAUUGAGUCAGAAUAUACAUGUACCUGCAUCCAAUUUAACCUUGGCAAGCAAUGGUUCUUUGCUUGAAGAUGAACACCGCUUCUCUGAGUAUUUCGCAGGGGACAUAUGCAACGUUCUUUUGUUUUUGCGUAAGGGAGAGCAGAUACGGACCAACAUUGAAGUUGACUUUGGCCAUGGAAAGGUUUUAUUUAUCCCCGCUUGCAUGAAUUGGACUGUGGGCGAACUGAAGCAAAAGGUACAAAAGGCGAUCAAAGAUGAGCACUUGGAUGAGACCAAGAUUUUUACGUUUGCUCAUUAUAUCAUGGAAGAUGACCGUAGACUUAAAGAAUACAAACUUAAAGAAGGUUCAAAAAUAACUGUAUUUACCUAUCUUAACCUGAAGUCCACGAAUACUAUAAAUGGGGAAGCUUCAUCAGUUAAAAGUGGGGCAAAGGGUUCCCAUCUUAUCGUUUCCCAACAGCAACUUUCUCAACAAUCAUCUACCUCACGGAAAUUUGGAGACCUGGAAAGCUUUCCCAAAUAUCAGCCAUCAAAGGUGGAACCAGUAGAAAAUCCAAAAAUCCCCAUCGUCCCACCUACUGAUUCAUAUGUUUCACCACAAAUGGCAGAACAAAGUUCUUUAUGGAAUCCAACGGCAAAUCUCACUGACCAUCAGUGGCAAAAAAGCUCAUCAAAUCUAAGAAAUGUUCCCGAGUCUUCAGAAUUUUGGCCCGCUUCGGUGGAGCCCAAAACAAUUGUAAUACCUGGAAGGUUUCGACAGCGCCAGACGCAACCCAUAUUCAACAACCAAUUCCAUUCUGGAACAGGGAUAUCAGAGCGCAGCAAAAGUGCCGAUAAGAUGGAUGUCAUUUUCACCGAUGGAACCAGGAAGAUGGCUGUAGAAUUGCCAAUAACAGCUACGGUUUUAGAAGGCUUGGAAGCCGUGAAGACAAGAAUUUCCGAUAGUGAUAAGGACAGACUUCGAUUGUUCAAGGGGUAUGUGCAAAUGGAAGCCUAUCAUCUUCUUAGCCAAUAUGGAGUCGUGCAUGUUGUUUUAAAUGCAAAUAACAUAAAGUACUUUCCCAAUUUUACAGUUGAUUGUCAAAACACUAGUAAAAAAACUCAGAAAAUCAAACAUUUGUCUGACCUCCAACACUUUAACUGUCUCAUUUAA
Messenger RNA from Echinococcus granulosus, 1239 nucleotides. RefSeq lists its product as hypothetical. Lineage: Eukaryota; Metazoa; Platyhelminthes; Cestoda; Cyclophyllidea; Taeniidae. The record is from RefSeq and is a predicted model, not a curated record. The transcript is spliced from 3 exons. Gene Ontology annotation, molecular function: protein binding. The coding region runs from base 1 to 1239 and encodes 412 amino acids.